Baudoinia panamericana UAMH 10762 is the source of this 1095-nucleotide messenger RNA. RefSeq lists its product as uncharacterized. Gene Ontology annotation, molecular function: hydrolase activity. Lineage: Eukaryota; Fungi; Ascomycota; Dothideomycetes; Mycosphaerellales; Teratosphaeriaceae. Bases 67 to 1059 code for a protein of 330 amino acids. The transcript is spliced from 2 exons. The record is from RefSeq and is a predicted model, not a curated record.
CUCCCACAGUAAGUGUCGAGACCGUUAUAGAAUUAACACAUACUACCCUCUUCUCGCUUUCCAAAGAUGGGAUCAGCUCUCAACCUUUCCUUGACUACGAUUGAUUCUGACGUGAUACAACAUGUGACGAAGACUUCAUCUGGGUGUACAGUGAGAAGUUAUAGCCAUGAUACAGGCUCUGGUCCCGUCCUUUGUAUGGUACAUGGCUACCCGCAGAGUUCUUAUAUGUACAUUCUGUCAUUCUCCCAACCAGCCCGAGCUGAACGAAGUAGGUGGCGGCACGUUGUCCCAAUGCUGAAGGAUAAGUUCUCCAUGUUCGCUCCGGAACUUCCAGGUUAUGGCAUCAGCUCUCUUCCUGCCAAAUCCGACAAGCGGACCGUUGGCGGCAUUUUAAUGGAAGCGCUGCAGUCUGUCUUCGGCAAGGAGCGGUCCAUCAUCUGGUGCAGUCACGAUCGGGGUGCACGGGUGGGUCAUCGACUUGCUGUCGACAACAAGCCUGAGCAUAAGAUCAUUGCGGCUAUCUUCAUGGACAUCGUUCCCACAGCCGAGCAAUGGCGCGUAUUCGCAAAUCCUGCCGCAGCAGUUGCCUAUUAUCACUGGCCUUUUCUUGCGGGACCUACAGCUCCGCAGUUGAUCGAAGCAAUGGGCGGCCGUGUCUACUGCCAGGAUAAUCUGAAUCGCUCGAAAGGCGCGAAUGAGGCCGGUGCGGCUCGACUCCGUGAGAAUGACGCUGUAGACCAUUACUGCACUCUGUUUGACAAAGCCGAAACCAUUAGCGGAAGCUGUGCUGAUUACGCUGCCGGCGCGUUCGAAGACGUGGUGGAACAAGAAAAGGAUCAACAGGCAGGUAGGAAGGUGACCGUACCAACAAUGGUCAUAUACUCCAAGAAGAACCUGGGCAGAAUGCAUGAUGUGGAAGGUGUGUGGAAGAAGUGGGUGGACGGUGACUUGCGAGGGGAAGCUAUUCCGAACGGUUAUGGGCACUACUUACCGGAAGAGUGUCCGGAGGAAGUAGCUAAGCUGGUACUCGACUUUGCUGGCAACUAUGCAAAACAAUAGACACAUGGAUACAAUGCGAAGUCUGCACUACUGAAC